UUCUCCAAUCUCCCUCUCUCACUCCUCUUUCUCUCUCUAAAACCCUCUCCCCGCCUUCCAUCUCCGCCGCUCCUCCGCCAUCUAACACCCUCCACAUAUAUCCAUACAUAUAGAUACAGACAGCCACAAGAGAUCAGAGAGAGAAGGCGUAAAAAAAUGUUGCUGGGGAAGAGGCCGAGGCCACCGAUGAAAAGAACCACAAGCAUGACGGAGUUUACGUUGGAUCUAAACGCCGGCGGCGGCGGGCAAGCGUCCCAGGCUGCCGCCGCUUCCAACCCCGCUGCCGCCGCCCUAGAUCAGCGCAUCAUGUCAGCCGCCACCGUCUCCGCUCGACCCCACCGCCGGAAAUCCGCAGACUUCGUCGAAACCGCCCACUUCUUACGCGCGUGUUCCCUCUGUAAACGCCGCCUCAUCCCCGGCCGUGACAUCUAUAUGUACAGAGGAGACAGUGCAUUUUGCAGCCUAGAGUGUAGACAACAGCAGAUGACACAAGACGAGAGAAAAGAGAAGUGUUCGUUGGUGGCAUCUAAGAAGGAAGCCAUGGCGGCGACCUCCGCCGCGGCCGCCACCGGAUCGGAAGUCGUCGCCGCCACCGGCGAGAGCAUCGCCGCCCUGUAGAUUUAGUUAGCUGUAUUAGUAUUAUUAGAAACUAGUGGACCGCAACAUAAGGAUCGAUGACAUGUGUGUAUGUCCCCACAUAUAUUGUUAUUAUUAUUAGUACUACUAUUAUUAUAAUUAUUAUGUGUAUUUUUAUAUAUGGUGGGAAUUUAUACACUUUUUUUUGGAAUGGUUUUUUUUUUUUUUUUUUCCUCAAGUUGGUCCAACUUGUAAAAUUCAAAGCCUCAAGUGGCUUGUGUUAUGGAUGGGUUUGUGGAUGAAAAAUAUUAAUCUGUAUGUUGUAU
This is a messenger RNA of Ipomoea nil (Japanese morning glory), 902 nucleotides long. RefSeq lists its product as uncharacterized. The transcript is spliced from 2 exons. Lineage: Eukaryota; Viridiplantae; Streptophyta; Magnoliopsida; Solanales; Convolvulaceae. The coding region runs from base 157 to 618 and encodes 153 amino acids. The record is from RefSeq and is a predicted model, not a curated record.